Messenger RNA from Homo sapiens (human), 2118 nucleotides. RefSeq names its product histone deacetylase 1 (gene HDAC1). NCBI's taxonomy places the organism in Eukaryota, Metazoa, Chordata, Mammalia, Primates, Hominidae. Gene Ontology annotation, biological process: circadian rhythm; circadian regulation of gene expression; fungiform papilla formation. Gene Ontology annotation, molecular function: chromatin binding; transcription cis-regulatory region binding; protein lysine deacetylase activity. Bases 88 to 1536 code for a protein of 482 amino acids. The record is from RefSeq and is marked reviewed. Gene Ontology annotation, cellular component: histone deacetylase complex; heterochromatin; NuRD complex. The transcript has 14 exons.
CCCCUCCCCCCUGGGUCGGACGCUGAGCGGAGCCGCGGGCGGGAGGGCGGACGGACCGACUGACGGUAGGGACGGGAGGCGAGCAAGAUGGCGCAGACGCAGGGCACCCGGAGGAAAGUCUGUUACUACUACGACGGGGAUGUUGGAAAUUACUAUUAUGGACAAGGCCACCCAAUGAAGCCUCACCGAAUCCGCAUGACUCAUAAUUUGCUGCUCAACUAUGGUCUCUACCGAAAAAUGGAAAUCUAUCGCCCUCACAAAGCCAAUGCUGAGGAGAUGACCAAGUACCACAGCGAUGACUACAUUAAAUUCUUGCGCUCCAUCCGUCCAGAUAACAUGUCGGAGUACAGCAAGCAGAUGCAGAGAUUCAACGUUGGUGAGGACUGUCCAGUAUUCGAUGGCCUGUUUGAGUUCUGUCAGUUGUCUACUGGUGGUUCUGUGGCAAGUGCUGUGAAACUUAAUAAGCAGCAGACGGACAUCGCUGUGAAUUGGGCUGGGGGCCUGCACCAUGCAAAGAAGUCCGAGGCAUCUGGCUUCUGUUACGUCAAUGAUAUCGUCUUGGCCAUCCUGGAACUGCUAAAGUAUCACCAGAGGGUGCUGUACAUUGACAUUGAUAUUCACCAUGGUGACGGCGUGGAAGAGGCCUUCUACACCACGGACCGGGUCAUGACUGUGUCCUUUCAUAAGUAUGGAGAGUACUUCCCAGGAACUGGGGACCUACGGGAUAUCGGGGCUGGCAAAGGCAAGUAUUAUGCUGUUAACUACCCGCUCCGAGACGGGAUUGAUGACGAGUCCUAUGAGGCCAUUUUCAAGCCGGUCAUGUCCAAAGUAAUGGAGAUGUUCCAGCCUAGUGCGGUGGUCUUACAGUGUGGCUCAGACUCCCUAUCUGGGGAUCGGUUAGGUUGCUUCAAUCUAACUAUCAAAGGACACGCCAAGUGUGUGGAAUUUGUCAAGAGCUUUAACCUGCCUAUGCUGAUGCUGGGAGGCGGUGGUUACACCAUUCGUAACGUUGCCCGGUGCUGGACAUAUGAGACAGCUGUGGCCCUGGAUACGGAGAUCCCUAAUGAGCUUCCAUACAAUGACUACUUUGAAUACUUUGGACCAGAUUUCAAGCUCCACAUCAGUCCUUCCAAUAUGACUAACCAGAACACGAAUGAGUACCUGGAGAAGAUCAAACAGCGACUGUUUGAGAACCUUAGAAUGCUGCCGCACGCACCUGGGGUCCAAAUGCAGGCGAUUCCUGAGGACGCCAUCCCUGAGGAGAGUGGCGAUGAGGACGAAGACGACCCUGACAAGCGCAUCUCGAUCUGCUCCUCUGACAAACGAAUUGCCUGUGAGGAAGAGUUCUCCGAUUCUGAAGAGGAGGGAGAGGGGGGCCGCAAGAACUCUUCCAACUUCAAAAAAGCCAAGAGAGUCAAAACAGAGGAUGAAAAAGAGAAAGACCCAGAGGAGAAGAAAGAAGUCACCGAAGAGGAGAAAACCAAGGAGGAGAAGCCAGAAGCCAAAGGGGUCAAGGAGGAGGUCAAGUUGGCCUGAAUGGACCUCUCCAGCUCUGGCUUCCUGCUGAGUCCCUCACGUUUCUUCCCCAACCCCUCAGAUUUUAUAUUUUCUAUUUCUCUGUGUAUUUAUAUAAAAAUUUAUUAAAUAUAAAUAUCCCCAGGGACAGAAACCAAGGCCCCGAGCUCAGGGCAGCUGUGCUGGGUGAGCUCUUCCAGGAGCCACCUUGCCACCCAUUCUUCCCGUUCUUAACUUUGAACCAUAAAGGGUGCCAGGUCUGGGUGAAAGGGAUACUUUUAUGCAACCAUAAGACAAACUCCUGAAAUGCCAAGUGCCUGCUUAGUAGCUUUGGAAAGGUGCCCUUAUUGAACAUUCUAGAAGGGGUGGCUGGGUCUUCAAGGAUCUCCUGUUUUUUUCAGGCUCCUAAAGUAACAUCAGCCAUUUUUAGAUUGGUUCUGUUUUCGUACCUUCCCACUGGCCUCAAGUGAGCCAAGAAACACUGCCUGCCCUCUGUCUGUCUUCUCCUAAUUCUGCAGGUGGAGGUUGCUAGUCUAGUUUCCUUUUUGAGAUACUAUUUUCAUUUUUGUGAGCCUCUUUGUAAUAAAAUGGUACAUUUCUAUA